Seminavis robusta is the source of this 3390-nucleotide messenger RNA. NCBI's taxonomy places the organism in Eukaryota, Bacillariophyta, Bacillariophyceae, Naviculales, Naviculaceae. The record is from the annotation of a GenBank genome assembly.
AUGAUGUCUCCCUUAACCUUCAUCAAGAAACCUUUAAAAUGGUUGGACCUCAUGUCAAAGCAUAAAGUCACAUUGGGGGUGGCCCCUGACUUUGCCUAUCAUUUGGUAGCCAGAAAGUUCAAAGAGGAGAUGUUGAAGAAAGGAGGAAAGUGUCCCAUCCCAAACCUUGACCUGUCAUCCAUCCAUUAUCUACAAAAUGGGGCUGAGCCAAUCAGGCUUGACACCCACAAAGAGUUCAGCUCCACAUUCUCAGAAUUUGGAUUAAGGAAAUCAUGGUUCUGCAGUGGCUAUGGUUUGGCAGAACAUGUUGUCACUGUGUCCUGGUUGAAUGAAUACCGGCUAUCCACCCAACGACCAGAGGACUCGAAGAGAUUUGUAGCAGUGGGCUCCAAACAAACCUUCCAUCCCUGUGUGGACAUCAAAAUAGUUGACCCUGUCAACAAACAUGAACUUCCUGCUGACGAAACAGGUGAGAUUUGGAUUGCUGGUCCUUCCAUUGCUGCUGGAUACCAUGGAAAGCCAGAACUGUCCAGAGAGGUCUUCCAAGCUAAGCUUCUCCCUCAAGAAGAUUCUGACAGUGAUCAGGAUGAUUCCUGUACUGGCACUACCUUCCUCCGAACAGGGGACUUGGGCUUCAUGCAAGAUGGGUACUUGUAUGUUUGUGGCAGGAUCAAAGACCUGCUCAUUAUCAAUGGGGUCAACUACUAUCCCCAAGAUAUUGAGCUGGCUGUUCAAUCCUGCCAUGGUGUCAGGCCAGGGUGUGUGGCAGCCUUCUCUUCUGAUGACUCUGGUGAAGGUGAUGGCCAGCUUGAGGUUGUCUUCAAGAUUAGGAAUGCAAACAAGAAGACUGCACAGGCUGUCUGUGAGGCAAUCAAAUCUGUGGUCAUUCAGGACAUUGGUAUUGUUCCUUCCAAGAUUGUGGCAUUGGAAGAAAAAAGCAUAGCCAAGACAACCAGUGGCAAGAUACAGAGAAGGAGAAACAGAGACCUGCUCCAUGCAAAUCAACACAAAUCUGUGUUUGUUCUGGAUCAGUCAUCUAAGUUGGCAGGCGAGGGUAAUGGACACCAGGAAAUUGGCCACAAUCUCCCUCCUUCAGAGAAGUUUGAUGCUAUCAUGACUUCACUCCUGGGAUCUGACUAUGAUCCAGAUGCUGGAUGGGAUGAAAAUGGCCUCACUUCCCUCAUUUUGAUUGAGCUCAACAACAAGCUAGCUGAAUCCUUUCCAGCCAAAAUCCCCAGUGACUUUCCUGACCAAUAUCCAACCCCAGCUGCACUCAAAGAGUACCUCCUCAGCCUAAAUCACGGAUCCUUCUUCCCCGUCGAAGUACCAAGCUUUGACACCUCAGCUACAAGACUUCCCUGGCCUGUAGUCACUCUGUUGCAGGGGGUUGGCGUCAUUUUGCUCGUUUUGAUUCUAUCUGUAAGCAUAAUCCCUUCCUACAGGUGCUACAAGCUCAUCAUCUACGAUGGAGCACCGCCUGCACUUGGGAUACUACUUCCUCUAGUCUUCUUGCUUUGGCACAUUACCUUCACCCUCUUGGUUUGCCUCUCAAAGUGGAUUGUAAUUGGCAAGUACUCUUCCCGAGAGGUUCCAGUGGCAUCCCUAUACUAUGUCAGAUGGUGGUUUGUUGACAGGGCAGUGCACCUGUGGGAGAUGUUGAUUGGCAGGUAUCUCAAAGACACUCCAUGGUUGUGGCUCUUCUAUUCAAUGAUGGGCUGCAAGGUUCACUUCUCUGCCAAGUUGGAUUGCUUCCUUCGAGAGUUCGAUCUCUUGGAGAUUGGUGAAAACACCGAGAUCAGUUUUGGGAUCAAAUGUCGAAAGUUUGGACCCUGGCAGGAGUCUGGGUGGUAUGCUGGGUCUCCCACAUUGAGGUUCAGGCCAAUCAGAAUUGGGAAUGGUUGUGUGGUGGAAGGGCAAGUAGGUCCUGGUGUGGUACUUGGUGAUGGCAGCAAAGUGGAGAAGCUAGCUGCAGUCCCCGAGGGUUCCCAGGUCCCAACUUCUGCCAUUGCAAGAGGCAGUCCUGCUCACCAGAGUGGCAUGUCACAGCCGAAAAAUAACACUGAGCAUGAAAAGCAGAGUAUGGCUGUGUUGAGAGUUGCCAAAAUUGUUGGGCCCCUCAUGGAACUCUACUUGACCUUUGCCAUUGCUGGGUCUGCUGGGUGGGCCAUCACGAUUGGACUCUCUGGGUUUGAGUGGCGCUAUUCUACCCUGUUGAGGGCAUUCCUCAUCAUAGUCCUCACAGGUAUUGGAAACUUACUGGUUUGCAUUCCCAUGAAAUGGAUUCUGAUUGGACAACAAAAACCAGGUCCAGUAACUAACAACUCUAUCUUCCAAGAAUCGCUUGACUGGAUGGUCGACUAUCAUUUCUUUGCCAGCCUUGUUCUUCUGGACCUAGUGGCAGACAAUGCAGUCAUGAUCAAUGCCUUCUUGUGGUUGCUGGGCUUGGAUAUUGACAUGGAAACUAAGGUGUGGGGUGAACACUUCCCUCCCUCCAAGGUUGAUUUGAUCACUCUCAAGAAGUCUACUCUAUCUUUCUCACAUUUUGAUGUCAAACAAGAUGGAGAGUACAAAAAGAUCCACAUUGAGAACACCAGCAUUGGACACAGUGUCAUUAUUGAUGGUGGAGUAACGAUCAAAUCUGCCCAGGUCAAUCCAUUGACACAUGUUACAGCUGACAUCCACGGUGAUCUUACCACAACUGGAACAAGAAUGCCACUGUCGAGACGAUUGGCUAUUGACCUUGCCACACCUUUUAUCUUGGCUUUUCUCUUCCUAUGUCUUAUCCCAACCUUUGAGCUCUUUCAACUGGACUUUGGAACCCCUUCUGCAGGGUUCCCAGUUGUCAAAAUGGCUGUGACACUUGCUGUGUUCUGUGAAACACAAUUCUUUCUCCACAUGCUACUCCAUUGGAUUACAUACCCAAGCCAGUACUUUUGUGGAACUCAAGGGCAAACUAAGCCCUGGUCAAUGAUCAUGUUCGCAAUGUACAUGACCUUGCACUGCCGUAUGGGGGACCUUUCUCUACUUCCAAUCUUCUGGGGUACACCCUUCUUUAACUGGUUCCUUCAAGGCAUGGGCUGCAAUAUAGAGGGCCGUGCAUUGUUCUUUGGAGUUCGCCUCUAUGACUUGCCAUUGGUGACAAUCAAGGACAAGACCAUCAUUGAUUCAUGCAUUGUAUCGGGGCAUUCUUGGAUCUAUGAUGGUGUUUACUUUGGACCAACAACUGUUGCUGGAGUUCUACAUGAGGGGAGCUUCUGUUUGGCCAACACAUAUUUGGAGGAUUCAAGCAAAGAGACUCACCCAAUGCAGUUUGUGCCACCCAGAUUGAAUGGGGAGGAAGUGAAUUUGAAAAAUCUUCAAAGCCAAUCUGAAGAUAUGGAGGUUGUGUAG